Molecule: messenger RNA, 561 nt
Organism: Rotaria socialis
Lineage: Eukaryota; Metazoa; Rotifera; Eurotatoria; Philodinida; Philodinidae
Source: the annotation of a GenBank genome assembly
AUGUUAACUAUUUUCUGUAUUUCUGUUCUUGUUGCUUCAUUUAUUGAAGCUAAAACACCACGAACUGAUGUUACAGUCUCAAGUAUAUCGGCUGGUGUCUCAAUGACAUCGCAAUUACAGAUUGCCUUUUCAUCUGAAAUUAGUGACUGUGGGAUUGUUGCUGGUCCUUCCUAUUAUUGCGCUCAAGGCAACACGAUGUCAAACGUUUGGUCAGACCUAAGUAUGAAUGGUUCAGCUACAUCAGCUUCGUUGACAAAUAUUCAAAAUAAAUUGAAAUCAUAUAUUGGAUCUAGCAGUGCUGAUCCAACAUCAAAUGUAAAAGAUGAUUCACUCAAUGAAAAAAUAUAUUCUAAAUUCGGUGCUAGAAUCAAAACGAACUAUAAUCUACCGGCUAAUCAUGUUUUUCCAAUAGAAGAUUUUAAUGGAAAAUGUGAAACACUUAAUUCAGCUAAUUUCAUGAAUGACUGUGAUUUUAACUUGGCUUAUGAUAUGUUAAAUCAUUCAUAUGGUAGCGAUCUUAUUAAACCACCAAGUGGAUCAAUAACAACACUUACUGGAUAA